This is a messenger RNA of Ruditapes philippinarum (Manila clam), 2316 nucleotides long. RefSeq lists its product as uncharacterized. Gene Ontology annotation, biological process: protein palmitoylation. The coding region runs from base 124 to 1869 and encodes 581 amino acids. NCBI's taxonomy places the organism in Eukaryota, Metazoa, Mollusca, Bivalvia, Venerida, Veneridae. Gene Ontology annotation, molecular function: protein binding; palmitoyltransferase activity. Gene Ontology annotation, cellular component: Golgi membrane. The transcript is spliced from 9 exons. The record is from RefSeq and is a predicted model, not a curated record.
AUUUUCCAUAAUAUGUUUGGCAUGGGAACAAAUAUGGCUGACUGGGGAAGCGAAAUCUCAAAAAAAUAUUUCGAAACUUGUUUAAAAGAAGCAAAGCAUUGAAAAAUAAAAAAGAAGAUCAAUAUGGCGACUCAAACAAACCGAGAUGGCCAAGCACCUGUAAAUCCAGAGCUUCAAGUUCUGAUGCAUGCUAUCAGUAGUUGUGCAGGUGUGGCAGUACAACAAAUUCUGAACCAAAACCCUGAUCUUGUAAAGGAAAAAGGAUGGCAUGGCCAAACAGUUUUGCACAGAGCAUGUUUAUCAGGAGAUUGUGCAAUGGUCAGGCUGCUACUUCAGUAUGGAGCAGACCCAAAUGCUACCAAUGACUUUUUAGAAACCCCAGUUCACUAUGCUAGCAAGAGAGGCAUUCCAUCUCUAGUUCAUAUUCUAUGUCAAGCUGGAGGAAAUCUAAAUGUUAAAGAUAAAAGUGGAAAAUCUCCAGUACAUAAUGCUGCCCAGACAGGAAGUGUGUAUAUGUUACAGUACUUUGAAGAGAAAGGUUUAGGAUUCCGAGAUUUGGAUGAAAAUUUACAGAGCCCUCUUCAUUGUGUGUGCUCAUUUGGUCAUCUUGAGGCAUUUAAAUAUCUCUUAAGAAAAGGGAGGAGUGACCCAAGACAAGCAGAUUCUAAAGGAGAUACCCCACUACAUAUUUGUGUGAGAGAAGGUUACGCACAUGGUAGCUGGCUCCUCAUUAAUUACCUUGGUCUAGCUUGUCUACAUGUAAAAAAUAACCUAGGUCAAACUCCUCUAGAUGUUCUUAAACAGUUUGAUGCCUCCAAAAAAUCUGGACAUACCCAACUGUUACCCCUUCUCACUGAGUUAACAAGCAAACCUCAGAAUUCCAAGAUACAAGGACCAACUCAGCUGUGGUACUUUCACCUACUGAUGCCCACUGUUGUUUACGCUUUUGCCAUAUUUGUUGCAGUAAACAUAUUCCCAAAUUACCAGGGCCUUGUCUUUGUUGUAGCAUUAGUAUAUAUUAUGAAGACUUGUAUGAAAGCUUCCCACAGGCUUAAUCAUGUUUCCAGAUGGGCCAAUCCGUUAUUUGCUGGAACAUUUUUUGCUGGCAUGUUGCAUACGAUGAUUGUUUACUAUUGGACUAUACCAGAGCAUCUGCCACACCAGAUAUUACUUUAUCUUUCCAUUAUUUUCAACAUACUACAGCUUUAUCUUUAUUACAAGUUGAUAGCUGCAGAUCCAGGAGUUGUAAGAACUGGAGAACUGAAUGAGAAGACUAGACAACCAAUCACCAUUAUUGAUCUCUGUGAUAAAAACUCCAGCAUGGAUCUCUUCUGUCAUGAGUGUGAGCAUGUGAGAUCCAAGGUUACGAAGCACUGUAAACUGUGUGAGAUUUGUUACUACAGAAUGGACCACCAUUGUUUAUUCUUAUUGAAAUGCGUUGCCUAUAACAACCAUGCUCGUUUUGUCUGGUUCCUCAUCGAAACGGGUUUCGUUAUGUCCAUGUUCUUAUUACAAACUUAUUUUUAUGUGACAUCCAAAUACCCGGGAAAACAGUAUUCCACAAUGCUUGUUGACAUGUUUUGGGAUGACUGCUGGAUUCUAAGUAUGGUGGUUAUGCAUAUAUUCAGUAUCAUCUGGGCUGUUAGUUUAAUAAAGUUUCAACUAGACAUAGUAGCUCGUGGUCAGACAACAUAUUUUCAGCAAAAAAUAAGCACACUGACCGCGGUAGAUAAACUAUUUAACAUUAUAUAUUUCUUGCAAGGUAAGGCUGCAUAUAGAACCGAUUUUGAGUUUGAAGACGAGCCCAAGAAUUAUCCAGUACAGAAACCGUAUCCGGUGCAACAAAAUUAUCCGGUACAAAAUGUUUAGAAUAUGAUCUUAAAUUUCUUCAUUCCUAAUUUUCAUUUUGAAUACUGCUUUGUAUGCUUAUCUGAAGUGUUCAGUAUUAGUAUAGAUAAUAUAUUUACCUGUAGGGUGUGAGUCCAAAAUCUAAGGACACAAAUUAUCAUCUACAUGUUCAUCUGCUUUAAUUAUGUCAAAUCAUCUGAUUGAAUUAUGUCAAAUGGAAUUUUUUGAAUUAUGUCAAAUUGAAUUUUUUUUUUAUAGUUUAUUACAAUUUUUGCAUUGUGUAUUACAUUCCUCACCUGCUUAAAUUGUAGAACUGUCCCCUUAAAGCAGCAUACCUCCAGAAUUAUGCUAAUUUUCAUGAAAAUUUAAAAAUGUAUUUAAAAGUAAAAUACUGUGAAGUGAACCAAGAUAUAGAGAAUACAUGGUUGAUGGAGAAGGUUUAUCUGGUGAGCAAGAAAGUGUCAAGCU